CCGCCGUCGCCAUGGCUUCCAACUCAUCCAAUUACAAGUUAAGUGCCGUCACCGCCAACCUCAAGUACACCGACAUUCUACCAUACAACACCGAGAGCGAAAAAGUCACCAGGGAAUUCCUCCAGAAGGUAAUCGACAUCCUGUUGGAUUUCGUCAAAGCGACAAACGACCGCAAUGAGAAGAUACUGGACUUUCACCACCCAGAAGACAUGAUCAAGUUGUUGGAUUUGCGAGUACCUGAGCAGGGCGUUUCUUUGCAGCAGCUCAUCCACGACUGCGCCACUACCCUCAAGUAUCAGGUUAAAACAGGUCAUCCCCGCUUCUUCAACCAACUCUCCUGUGGCCUGGAUCUGAUUUCCAUGGCAGGAGAAUGGUUGACAGCCACAGCCAACACCAACAUGUUCACCUACGAAAUCGCUCCAGUCUUUAUUCUGAUGGAAAACGUAAUCAUGACCCACAUGCGUGAGAUCAUCGGCAAGAACUGGAGGAAAGGGGAUUCCAUCUUGGCACCAGGUGGAUCCAUCUCUAAUCUGUACGCUUUUCUGGCGGCCAGACAUAAAAUGUUCCCGAAUUAUAAGGAGAAGGGAAUAGCGACUAUACAGGGUCAACUUGUUAUGUUCACUUCAGAUCAGAGUCACUAUUCGGUGAAGUCGUGUGCGUCGAUAUGCGGUUUGGGCACGGACAACUGCGUGAUGGUGCCGUCGGACGAGAACGGUCGAAUGAUACCCCAGGAGUUGGAGCGGUUGGUAGUGGAACGCCGUACCAAGGGUCACAUCCCCUUCUUCGUGGCAGUCACCUCUGGAACUACGGUGUUGGGUGCCUUCGACCCCAUCAAUGACAUUGCGGACAUCUGCAAGAAGUACGGCAUGUGGCUCCAUGUAGACGCUGCUUGGGGCGGAGGACUUCUUUUAUCCAAAAAGUACAGACACCCACGAUUAUCUGGUAUUGAGAGAGCGGAUUCAGUGACAUGGAAUCCACACAAAUUGAUGGGGGCCUUAUUGCAGUGUUCCACGAUUCACUUCAAGGAAGAUGGUUUGCUGAUGAGUUGUAACCAAAUGUCAGCCGACUACCUCUUCAUGCAAGACAAACUCUACGACAUCAGGUACGACACUGGCGACAAAGUCAUUCAGUGUGGCCGACACAACGACAUCUUCAAACUAUGGCUACAGUGGAGGGCAAAGGGAGAUCGUGGAUUUGAGAUUCUCAUGGACAAGUUGAUGGAACUAACGGAGUAUAUGGUAAAGCGCAUCAAAGAGCAACCGGACAAAUUUUAUUUGAUCAUGGAACCAGAGAUGGUAAACGUCAGCUUCUGGUACAUCCCCACGCGUCUGAGGAAGAUGCCCCAUGGACCCCAAAGGGAGCAAGAGCUGGGAAAGAUGUGCCCCAUCUUGAAAGCGAGGAUGAUGCAGUCGGGCACUUUGAUGGUGGGCUACCAACCAGAUGACAGAAGACCAAAUUUCUUCAGGAAUAUCAUCUCUUCGGCUGCGGUAACGGAGGAUGACGUCGAUUUCCUUCUGGACGAAAUGGACCGUCUCGGACACGAUUUGUAAAGUAGUAAUUAAAUAAACGUUCUUCCUUUGCAGAAUAGAGUAAGCAUCUAAAUUCUAUGAAACGAUAGGAACGGGCUGGAUUUAUAGAUAUUAUUUACUACCUAUGUUUCUAUUAGCGUGGAAAAAUGUUAAGGAACUUGUCAGUCUAUCGUUAUUGCUCAAAAGAACUAGAGCGAUAAUAGAGCUAGAGCUUCUAAGCUAAUUCAGUGUAUAUUUGUUAUUUUCAAAUCAUUCAUUUCGAUGCUAUCUUGGUUCAGGUAGCUCGUACUGGAAAAAUAAUUUUGGAAUGAUUAGAGAAUUUAGAUGCCUUAAAUUUACACCUUCUAAGUUUUCUCUCAAGUCUUUUCUGCAUUGUUUGUAAAAAGUAGGGUUAGAUUUACACACCAGCUCCCUUUAAAUGGGGCUAUCCAGGCAAUGAAGUACAAGAGAGUAUAAGUAGAAAAAAAUGUUUCAAAGCAGGAGUCAAUUGGAAGCAUGAAUAUUAAAUUGUCUAGUUUCUGGGAAUACAAAUAGAUAAAUUCGUAUUGUUUUAAUGAAUAGAACAUUCCACGAUGUAAUUUAAUUCACAACUACGUCAAGUGUGUCAAUUAAAAUAAAUAGAGGAAUUUAAACUUUCCGACCAUUUGUCGGAUAAGACUUAGAUAAAUUUAUUGUCAAUUAGGUCGACUUCUAAGACAGAACGUGUGUCAAUAUUUAAUUACCCUGACUUCGAACGACAAGACCUUCACUGUGGAUAAAUACAAAAGAUUUCUAGCCAAAAAAUUAAAACUAACUCGUAAUUUUUUAUAUUUUUUAUUAACGGCGGGCGCUUAAGAAAAACAUUGUUCUACAAAGACAACAUUUAAACAUUUAGGGUUUACUACUUAAAUAACAUUAACUUUAUGUUACGACGAACAAAAAACAACAAAAAACGGACUGACAAAGGCAUUUUUCAAUCUAUCUCCUUAAUACAACAAAUUAUACUUUAUUUAGCUGCAAUGAAGUAUACUUAAUUUUGGUUUUAAAUGUGACAAGUAUCAAACUAUCAUAUUUUGGUGAUAUAAAUACUAACAAUAUUUAAUUUGAAGAUUCUACAUUAUUAUUUACAUCUUCGGUGGUGUUUAAAAUUUAUAGUUUUGAAAUUACCUCGACUUUUCUGCAUUUUGCACCGGACCUUAAAAAUUUCAUCCCACUUUUGAAAUUUUGAGACAUUAUUCGAUACUAUUUUAACAAUGACUUAUCAGCUGUUACGAAAAAUAAAAAAUGCACAACGUGUUCUUAAAACAGGAAUUUCGUAACUAACUUUGAUUCAACACAUCCUCAAUCGUUAACAUUCACACAGCACAAAAAAGUAAUCUGUAAUCUGCUACCAAAUCUUGAAACAUAUGAUUUCAGAACCUAAAUGACAGCUAAACAAAAAGCAAGAGCAUCAAUUAAUAUCGCUAAGCGUCGCCGUCGUGCACGCCGUGCGAAACCAAUUUUAUCAGCUAAAACAUAUCAUCGUAGUUUAGCUUAGAGUUAAAUACACUGAGAGAAAACUUAGCAACUUCCUUUCGGAUAUUAGAUGUCGUGUUUAUAAAAUAUGUGAUAUCUUAUUUUAGUACUACAGUUAUGUUAACCCCAAAAUAACCCUGUCACUGUUAAAUAUGUCCUAAAUGUAAAAAUAACCGCUAGAAAAAAAUACCAAAAACACUAUAUGUGUGUGCAGUAGCGUAUACUUCUAAUAUAUGGUUAAAAAUGUGUAGCUAACGCAAUAAAGUGUAUAGAAAGAUAAUUGUUCUGUUGAUAAAUUUAUUAUAUCAAAGCAUAGACAUAUUUAAUUAUCAUGCACAAAUACCUUCCAAACAAGGUGCUUUAUUAUGUUUGUUGAGUAUAUCUAUUAAUGUUGUUAACUGCUGCAAAUUUUUAUAUGUAACUUAUCCCUAUAUUAAGUUGUAAAGGCUCAAAACUCAUUGCAGACACAGGCACGGUACGUUCAUAAACAAACUUGUUUUGAGCCUUAAUAAUUAUUUUAAUGAAAAAACUGGAGUAGUUUUUUAAUGAUCAACAGAUAUCAACAUGUUACAACGAACAGUAAAAAUAGGAACAAAGUUAAGAAGUCUUCACGUAAAAUAUAAUUCAAAGUGCCUUUUUGUUUAUCUAAUUAAUCACUCUUUAAAAAUUUCAGGAUAACGAUAUAUGGAAGAAGAAAAAUUAAUAUUGAUCUAUUCCUAUUUUUUUAUCGAAAUAAUUAUUCUAUCUUAAAACAACAACUUCUAUUGGCUCACUGUAUAUUUCAUCCGCGGUUGCUUCAAGUCACUGUAAAAACAAAACACCAUCAGCUGCAUUGGAAAAUAGGAAAAUGUUUUGCUCUGCUUUGCUACCAAAAAGGGCAGAUAUGAAUGUAUUGUAAUGAAUCAAUUAAAAUACCUGGUGGUCUACGAUUACUGUCACUCUUAUUUUCAGAUAUAUAUGAAAAAAAUAUGUAAGAAUAAAAAUUACACUUUUUGUAUUUUAACGCCCUGUAUAUUUUUAGAUAUUUGAAUAGAGCCAUCUAUUUAGAAAAAUCCCUAUUAAGACUUCAUCUUCGUAACCCAACCUUCAAUUGUUUUCACAAGAUAUUAGAACAUUGAAAUUUGCCACACUUUUAAUAGCCCGAUUUUUCCCUACUUCCAAAAAUACAGGGAAAUAGAGGGUGAUAUUUAUAGUGGACAACCCUAUAUUCUUUGGUAUACAACAAUAUGUGUCUAUGUGUAUGAGUUUUGAUAAAUUGUUAGUAACAAAAAGUUGUUGAAACUGCCAAUUAAUAGUUUAAUAUUAUUAUUAUUGAUACGUACUGCUCAGAAAAAUUUUGAUAUUUCUCUGAAAUAAAUUUUGGGCAGUACCUAGCUAAGUAAACGUUUUUAUCCAUAAAAAUUUAUUGUACAGAUGUUUGAUUUUGUACAAAAUUAUCUACAGCUGAUUAAUUUGUUGUUUGUAUGUUUUGUCAUCUGUAGCAUUUCGUUGACAUCGUAGUUUUCCAUUACAAAAUCAAUGUCUUCCAUGAUGUAUUCAGAAAUUUCACAUUACGGUAGAAACUCUACAUGAAGCUAAGCAAUACUACCGUUCUGUACCUACAGGGUGAUUAAAAAAUGGCUGUAUAUUUUUAUUUUGUAUAUAACUGGGUAUAACAGCCAGAAGAAAAGUAUACUAGCAGCUAAAAAACUUACUAAUAAAUAUUUUAAUAAAAGUUAUAUUCAAAAUAAAAAUUUUGGUUAUUUUUUGGAGUGCCCUGUA
This is a messenger RNA of Anoplophora glabripennis (Asian longhorned beetle), 4784 nucleotides long. RefSeq names its product glutamate decarboxylase. The record is from RefSeq and is a predicted model, not a curated record. Gene Ontology annotation, molecular function: pyridoxal phosphate binding; carboxy-lyase activity. The transcript is spliced from 10 exons. The coding region runs from base 12 to 1550 and encodes 512 amino acids. Gene Ontology annotation, cellular component: cytoplasm. NCBI's taxonomy places the organism in Eukaryota, Metazoa, Arthropoda, Insecta, Coleoptera, Cerambycidae. Gene Ontology annotation, biological process: carboxylic acid metabolic process.